GUGGCGCAGUAACACCAGUUUCUCUUGUCGAGGCGGCCAUCUUCUGCUUUCUUGCACGAGUUGAGGAAUUGCGAUAGAAUAAUAUUUCGGAAUGGCCGAUUACUCGAGUGUUGCCCCUCCGUCUUCGGUGUCUGGUGGGGGUAUGAACGACGCAUUCAAGGACGCCUUGCAAAGAGCUAGACAGAUUGCUGCGAAAAUUGGUGGGGACGGAGGUGGUGCUCCUCCCCCGGCAAACACCAACGAUUUUGGAUAUGGAGGUCAGAAGAGGCCUUUGGAAGAUGCAGAUGACUCUCCGACAAGUCUGGACAAUAGAACACACUGGGAGGGAUUGCCCUCUCCUUUCAAAGAACAACCAGAAACAAAGAAAGUGGCCUCCCAGAAUGAUUCAUUUGGUUCACCAAUGGGAGGAAUGAGUGCACCCACCAGGUCUGUUAUUACAGAAGAAUUUAAGGUUCCAGAUGGAAUGGUUGGAUUCAUUAUUGGUCGAGGAGGUGAACAAAUAUCUCGACUUCAGCAAGAAUCUGGUUGCAAAAUUCAGAUUGCACCUGAUAGUGGCGGUUUGCCUGAAAGAUCUGUUACGCUGACAGGAUCACCAGAUUCCAUUCAGUCUGCCAAAAGGUUGUUAACUGAAAUUGUUGAAAAGGGACGUCCUGCACCAGUCUUUCACCAUUCAGAUGGUCCAGGAAUGUCCGUUCAAGAAAUUAUAAUUCCUGCAAGUAAAGCUGGUUUGGUAAUUGGAAAGGGUGGAGAAACCAUAAAGCAAUUGCAGGAACGUGCAGGAGUAAAGAUGGUCAUGAUUCAGGAUGGACCUCAAAAUACAGGUGCAGAUAAACCAUUGAGAAUUUCAGGAGACCCUUACAAGGUUCAGCAAGCUAAAGAAAUGGUUAUGGAACUCAUCAGAGAUCAGGGUGGAUUUAGAGAACAACGUAACGAAUAUGGAUCUCGAAUGGGUGGAAACGAUUUCAGUUUGGAUGUACCUGUUCCUCGGUUUGCUGUUGGCAUUGUAAUUGGCAGAAAUGGUGAAAUGAUUAAGAAGAUCCAGAAUGACACUGGUGUAAGGAUUCAGUUCAAACCAGAUGAUGGGACUACUCCAGAGAGAAUAGCACAGAUAAUGGGUCCGCCAGAAAGAUGUCAGCAUGCCGCUGAAAUUAUUACAGACCUCCUUAGAAGUGUACAGGCUGGAGGUCCACCUGGGCCUGGAGGCAGGGGUAGAGGAAGAGGAGGUCAGGGAAACUGGAACAUGGGUCCUCCUGGAGGGCUGCAAGAAUUCAAUUUUACUGUUCCCUCUAUGAAGACUGGGUUAAUCAUUGGCAAAGGUGGUGAGACAAUAAAAAGCAUUAGUCAGCAAUCUGGCGCAAGGAUAGAGCUCCAGAGAAAUCCUCCUCCAAAUGCUGAUCCCAACAUCAAGAUGUUCACAAUACGUGGUUCACACCAACAGAUUGAUUUUGCCAGGCAGCUUGUUGAGGAAAAGAUAGGAGGUCCUGUUAGUCCAAUGGGUGGCCCUCAUGGUCCUCCAGGUCCCCAUGGAGGUCCAGGCCCUCAUUGUCCUCCUGGUCCACCAGGACCUCCACCCCCACCGCCAAUGGGACCUUACAAUCCUGGGCCAUACAAUCAAGGACCUCCUGGUCCGCAUGGACCUCCCGCCCCAUAUCCUCCACAAGGUUGGGGUAAUGGAUAUCCACACUGGCAGCCACAAGGACCACAAGACCCAAGUAAAGCAGCCGCAGAUGCUAAUGCAGCAGCAUGGGCAGCAUAUUAUUCUCAGUAUCAGCAGCAACCUCAACCACCAAUACCUCCUCCAAAUGCUGCUCCAGCCACCGGCCAAACAAAUGGACAAACAGCAACAGCAGCUGGUGACCAACAGAAUCCAGCUCAGAGUGGGCAGGCAGAUUAUACAAAAGCCUGGGAGGAAUAUUACAAGAAAUUGGGUCAGCAAGGUCAACAGCAGCAAGACUACACAAAAGCAUGGGAAGAGUACUAUAAAAAGCAAGGUCAGCCAGCACCUGCCGCUGCAUCUCAAACGGGUGGGCAACCAGACUAUAGUGCUGCAUGGGCGGAAUACUACAGACAACAGGCUGCAUACUAUGGACAGGCAAGCCCCCAGGGGAUGCCUCCACAUCCUCCUGCUCCACAACCACAACAGGGCCAGUAAUGUGAAGUGGACAUAAAGUAUUUGCUUCGUUGUCGAAAAAACCUUUGUUAAAUAUAUGGAUGCAGCCGCCUUGAUGAAGAUCUUAAUUUGUUUGGUUUAAAAACAGUGUUUAAAACUGUUAGUAAGAGUAACCGUGACAGAGGCGAUUUCUUGUAUAAAUUGAACGGUUUGUUUUUAGUAUGUGGUUCAUAGAUUGGACAUUCCAGUUCAUGUAUUUCAACUCUUUGUGGUAUAUUCUUAUGUUUAUAAACUGUAGAAAUGUUCAUGUAUAUCAUCUCAGUUUUAAAAUGCCUGUUUUGUGUUUUGCAAUAAACUAAAUGAAACCUCCUGUGUUGGUAAGUUCGGUCAAAGUAA
Polypterus senegalus (gray bichir) is the source of this 2506-nucleotide messenger RNA. It is a transcript of the gene fubp1, whose product is annotated as far upstream element (FUSE) binding protein 1. Gene Ontology annotation, molecular function: mRNA binding. The transcript has 22 exons. Lineage: Eukaryota; Metazoa; Chordata; Cladistia; Polypteriformes; Polypteridae. Gene Ontology annotation, biological process: regulation of DNA-templated transcription. Bases 92 to 2152 code for a protein of 686 amino acids. Gene Ontology annotation, cellular component: cytoplasm; nucleus. The record is from RefSeq and is a predicted model, not a curated record.